AGGAGGAGGAGAGGAGGGAGGAGAGGAGGGGGGAGAGAGAGGGGGGGAGGAAGAGAAAAAAGGGUUGCAUGAAUGAGUGGUGGAUAUGGCGGCCGUUGGGGACUCUCCGAAGUCAGCUCUGACGGCGGUGGGACAGGAGGUGGGCGCUAUGAGGUUUGAGGAGCCAGAUUACGCCAGCUCUAAUUGGUAUUUUUCGAGAGAGGAGAUAGAGAGGAACUCCCCUUCGCGCAGAGACGGCAUAGAUUCGAAGAAGGAGUCGUAUUUCAGACGCUCUUAUUGCACGUUUUGUCAAGACGUAGGAAUGAAACUCAAAGUGCCACAGCUGACAAUUGCAACUGCAAUAGUGUUUUGCCACCGAUUCUUUUUGCGGCAAUCGCAUAGACUAAAUGACAGAUUUAUGAUUGCCACCAUCUGUAUGUUCCUGGCGGGGAAGGUGGAGGAAACCCCCCGACCGCUGAAGGAUGUAAUACUUGUCUCCUAUGAAGUGCGGCACAAGAAGGACCCAGUGGCACUUCAAAAAAUCAAACAAAAGGAAGUCUUUGAGCAGCAAAGGGAAAUGGUCCUUGUCGGUGAGCGUCUGGUCCUGCAGACUCUGGGGUUCGAUCUCAACAUCCACCAUCCGUACAAGCCCCUCAUUGCUGCUGUGAAGAAGCUUGGGACUGCACAGAGCUUGUUAGCGCAGGUCGCCUGGAAUUUCGUCAAUGACGGAUUGCGAACGUCUCUUUGUCUGCAGUUCAAGCCCCAUCACAUCGCUGCAGGCGCUAUCUUUCUCGCUGCAAAAUUUUUGAAAGUGAAGUUGCCAUCGGAGGGGGAUCGAACAUGGUGGCAAGAAUUUGGAGUUACACCGAAACAAUUGGAAGAAGUGAGCAGUCAAAUGCUGGAGCUCUACGAGCAUCAGGGAGCGGCGGGUGGAGGUGGUGGUGAAUCCACAGGGGCUCCUGUGCAGGCACUGUCGCAGGCAGCACAGUCGCAGUCUGUAAAUCAGCCAUCACGGGCGCAUGUAGUGCAACAGUCACAGCCUCCUCCUCCUCCUCCUCCUCCACCCCCCCCACCCCCGCCACCCCCCCAACCUCCUCAACCAAUGGCACUGGCAGCAUUGCAGUUGAAGCCAGAUUUGGCGCAACAACCGAGAUCUCCUCUCCGCUCGCGACAUAAGCUUGUGCCAGCGCACGCUUCGGAGCCCCUGUUGCAGUUCCAAGAUGCGAGACCAGCCAGACCGAGCUCGCCGGCGGCACGUGCGCAAGUCGAUUUGUCGGAUGCUGCUCGAGAGCAUCACCUAACCCCGAAGGGAGCGGGAGGGUGCAGUCCUCCCGGUACUUCCUUGCCUCCAACCAGCAAUGGGAACGCUUAUGUGGAUACCAAAAUUUACGACAGGCGGGAGAUUGAGCGGGGCCGCGCCCCUGUUGAAAAUGGAGUUGGAGAGCGAGGAUCUCCACGGGAAAGGGUGGGGGAUGCACGGCGGUGGAAAUUGUUUAAGAAGCCAGAGGAGGAAGGGCUGGUGCGGCGUGAUCCCGAGGAUGGGCUUCCUGAAGGCAGCCCACAGCUGCCCAGAGGGAAACCGACGGGAGAUGCAGAGAGGGUUGUGAAAGUUCUUGGAGAGAGGGUGGAUGCCGCGGAAGAUGUUGGAGAGCGUGGGCAAGGCUUGGCAGAGGAAAGGGGAGAAGUCCAGAAUAGGGUUGACCCAGCCUCUGACGACGAGAGGAAUGAGAGGGAGCACGAAGAAAACGAGGAAGAGAUGUGGGAGCUGAUUGAACAGGUGGAAGUGAAUGAUGGACCAAAGAAGGCAAAGCCGAAGAAGACCGUGGAUAAGCGGCGGUUGCCGGUGGUUGUAAAGUCAAAAGAUUUGUUGGGGAUGGUCUCUCCAAGGCGGCGAAGGGUCAGUGGGAUGGAGUUGAAGAAGGAAGAUGAGGAAGAAGGCGAGCUGGGUGGGAAGAAACGUGUGGAGGAAGCGGAAGAGAUGAAGAAGGACAAGGCAAGCCCUAGGAUCGAGGCAGUGGAAAAGCGUAAGACAGCGGAUGUGACGGAGGGUAGAGAGCGCGAGAAAGUGGAGGAUGGUGAAUUGCCGACCUUAGCGGUGACGAAGGAAAGAAGAGCGGGUACAGCGUCGGCAAGCGAUGGAAGCCCUUCGCGACCAAGCCCGAGUGGUGAUGCAUUGGGACGAUCCCGUGAUCGGGGUGGAUACCACAGUAGUAGUCGUUAUGAUCGGCAUUACUACGGACGAGAUCAUUACCACCGGCAUGUUGGCCAUGGGGGCAGUGGAGGGACAGGUUUAGGGGGCGGUGCAGGGUCUGCGUAUCGGUACCGCCAUGGCGAUGGGGUUGACAGGGACAGGGUAGACAGACAUCGUCAUCGGGACAGGGAGUGGCCUGGGGACGUUGAGGACCACCGACACAAAAAAGGACGAUACGAGCAUUGAUUUCUGCUUCGUCGAUUUUGUUUUCUUCUUUAGGAAAUUUAGCCAUCCGGAAUCCUGACAUGAUGCAGAGAAAUGUGUUCCAUCAUCUUUCGUCUUAGCAUUUAGACUUGUGUUGCAUCCAUGGUUUUCUGUGAUUAUGCUCUUGUUUCAUUCUAGCAAAGGAAAGGGGGGAAGAGGGGUGGGGGGUAAAAGGAAAGUAAACAGGGGAAAGGAGGGAGGUAGAUGGAAGUGAAAAGAGGGGGGAGAGGGGGGGAGUUUGAGGCGAGAGGGAGAGAGAUCGUUGAAGUUUGGGAUUUGGGAGUGAGUGAUCGGGGUGGAGAAGAGGGGGAGGGGGUUAUGCGAAAAGCAUCUGUCCAUGUUAUGGUGUGAAGGAUUCUGUAUGCAGGCCCACUUUCGUAGAGAAUGAUUUGCUUCGAUCCGGAAAGACAUCGGACUUCGGCGCUGUGUUAUGGCAGGGUCAAGAAGAAAGUGGUGGUAUAUGGCCGGACGCGAAUUAUUUUGCGU
Molecule: messenger RNA, 2920 nt
Organism: Chara braunii
Lineage: Eukaryota; Viridiplantae; Streptophyta; Charophyceae; Charales; Characeae
Source: the annotation of a GenBank genome assembly